Molecule: messenger RNA, 1236 nt
Organism: Drosophila bipectinata
Lineage: Eukaryota; Metazoa; Arthropoda; Insecta; Diptera; Drosophilidae
Gene: rho-7
Product: rhomboid family intramembrane serine protease rho-7
Cellular component (GO): membrane
Molecular function (GO): serine-type endopeptidase activity
Source: RefSeq, a predicted model, not a curated record
CAGCAAUCAAACAAAUUUCACAUAUAUUUUUAUGCUAAAUUGGUCAAUUUCCGUAUUAUUAUGCUGAUGAGUCGCGCGCUAUGCCGGAGCUGGCUCUCCCAGGUGGCCCACAGAUGCCAUGCCAAUGCAAAAGCGCCCGUCCUGCGAAGCAGACAUAACUCCGGGACCGGGUCGUGCCGGCACUUCCACAGCAAUCGGAGGCAGAGCAGUAACAUAAAGCCAGCUGGCGGGGAGUCGGCCGGCGAGACAAACUCAUCCGUACCUAAGAACAAUGUGAUUAAGGCGGUGGCUUUUACAGGCGCAUUUACUGUGGGAUGCUUUGCAGGAGCUACCAUUAUGGAAUAUGAGAACACACGCAGCCUUAUCCUGGCAAAGGCACGCCAGGCGAGAUUUGGCUGGUGGCAAAGUCGAUCCCUGGCCGAUCGCGACUACUGGACGCAGCUUAAGAAUGACAUCCGCCGCUACUGGGAUUCCCUGACGCCCGGGGACAAGAUGUUUGCACCGAUCUUAGUCUGUAACGCACUGGCAUUUGCUAUGUGGCGUGUGCCUGCCCUGCGUAAUACAAUGAUGACCUAUUUCACAUCCAACCCUGCAGCGAGAGUCGUCUGCUGGCCCAUGUUCCUGUCCACCUUUAGCCACUAUUCGGCUAUGCACAUAUUCGCCAAUAUGUAUGUAUUGCACAGCUUCGCCAAUGCAGCAGUGCUCUCGCUGGGAAAGGAGCAGUUCCUGGCAGUCUACCUCAGCGCCGGUGUCUUCUCCAGUCUUAUGAGCGUGCUGUACAAGGCCGGUACGAGUCAAGCGGGGAUGUCUUUAGGCGCGUCCGGCGCUAUAAUGUGCGUGCUAGCUUACGUGUGUGCUCAGUAUCCUGAUACGCAACUGAGCAUAUUGUUCCUGCCCGCCUUGACGUUCUCUGCUGGAGCUGGAAUAAAAGUUAUCAUGGGCAUUGAUUUUGCCGGCUGCGUUAUGGGCUGGAAAUUCUUUGACCACGCAGCGCAUUUGGGCGGAGCCAUGUUCGGCAUAUUCUGGGCUACAUACGGAGCGCAAAUAUGGGCAAAGCGCAUCGGUCUGCUCAACUACUAUCACGAGCUGCGACGGACGAAGCAGAAAUAGCGUGCCCUCUAGGAAAUGACCAAGUGAACGAGCGACAGUGGAACUAAGGCUUUGCCGAGGAGAUCGUGCUGACAUUUUUCUGCCUUAGAGGUUCAUUGAGUUAUGUUUAAUAAAGCGUGUCGUGUA